Molecule: messenger RNA, 1122 nt
Organism: Telopea speciosissima
Lineage: Eukaryota; Viridiplantae; Streptophyta; Magnoliopsida; Proteales; Proteaceae
Product: plastidal glycolate/glycerate translocator 1, chloroplastic-like
Exons: 6
Coding region: 1-993 (330 amino acids)
Source: RefSeq, a predicted model, not a curated record
AUGAUAUAUGAAAUAAAAGCCUUUUGUUUCCCUUUCUUUUCUGCAGUUGGGGGUUGGCUAGCAACGCUUUCUGUUGCUGGUUACACAGCAUUAGCUAUAAGAAAGAUUGUAAAGACAGAAAUGAUAGCUGCCGAACCUAUGCCAAAACCUUCCCCAUUCUCAAAAUUUGAAGUGUGGACUUGGACUGGAAUUUUCCUUGCAUCAUUUAUUUCGGCAUUGCUAUAUCCAACAGCACUUGGGACAAAUGCAAGAACAUGCCUGCCUUUCCUACUUGCAGUUACUGUGUUAGGUUACAUGGUUGGUUCUGGGUUUCCCUCUGAUAUCAAGAUGGUGUUCCACCCAAUAAUUUGUUGUGCACUAUCAGCAGAUUUGGCGGCACUAGCUUUUGGGUAUUUAUCAAAGUCUGGAGUGGAUGCUGUUCUAGGAUAUUAUCUCACGAAAGUUUCAUUUAACCCUGGAGCUGGUGACAUUCUGAUGGCAUUUUUGGGAUCUGUUAUUAUUUCUUUUGCCUUUUCAAUGUUCAAACAGAGAAAGCUUGUAAAGAGGCAUGCGACGGAGAUUUUCGUAUCUGUGAUCAUCUCCUCAUUAUUCUCAUUGUAUUCAACUGCACUCAUAGGGCGUCUUGUUGGCCUGAAACCUGCUUUGACUGUAUCGAUUUUGCCUAAGUGUAUAACACUUGCAUUAGCCCUCAGCAUUGCCUCCCUUUUUGAAGAUGCCAAUGCAUCUAUCACAGGUGCUGCAGUUGUUUUAACUGGUCUUGUGGGUGCAAAUUUUGUACUAAUGAUGCUUGACAAACUUCGUUUGAAUGAUCCUAUAGCUCGAGGAAUUGCUACGGCAUCUAGCUCUCAUGGAUUUGGAACGGCAGCAUUAUCAGCAAAGGAGCCUGAAGCCCUCCCUUUUUGUGCAAUCGCUUAUGCUCUAACUGGUAUAUCUGGCACAUUAAUUUGUUCAGUUCCAGCAUUUAGGCACAGCCUGCUUCUGAUAGUUGGAUAAAAUUAUUUGCAAGUUUCACACAAUUAUAUUUUGGGCAUCAAUAUGAGUAUCCUUACCCUCAAAUAGUGUUCAGAUUUUUGGAAAGGCUUCUAUUAUCUAUUGUACAGCCCACCACUAGCUUCCUGUACA